AUGGACCAGGCAAUACCUGGCUUCGACCUGAGCUCCGCUCUUGACAGCAUCGCGUCGACGUAUCUUGAUGACCAGGCGCAAGAGCUACCACAGCGCAAUAGCUCGAAUACCACCACCAUCAUCGAUGUUCAUGGUACGCCUAUUCUUUUCCUCCAUGUGGUACUCAACCUGAUGAAGCUCAUAGCGCAUUGCGUUCCUGACUGGUAUCGCGCGAUCGCUCCAACGGCCGGCGGGAACCCGACUCCAUUUUGGAACGUCAGAGGGCAUCUCAACUUCAUGGCGAGCCAAGGCAUCUCGCACGCAGUCGUGGCAUUAUCCUCGCCCGGCGCAAACGUGUAUCCUGGCAAUCGAGAAGCGACGGUCGCGCUUGCUCGGUUGAUCAACGAGCAGUCCGCAGCGUAUGCGCGAGUCUACCCCAAGCGCUUCUCGUUCUACGCGGUUGUGCCACUGCCAUAUACCCAGGACGCCAUCGUUGAAGCCAUGUACGCUCUCGACACGCUUGAAGCCGCGGGCAUCGCGCUCUACUCCAAUUUCGAAGGUCGAUACCUUGGCGACUCCUCCUUCACGCCAUUCUUCCAAGCCAUGAACGCGCGCGGGGCCGACCAGAUCAUCUACAUCCAUCCCACGACCCCGUACUUGCGCAUCAACGGCUCGCUGGUCCAAGCGAACCCAACGACGUACCCAACAGGCAACAUCGAGUUCUACUUCGAAACCGCACGCGUACUUCAAGACCUCGCCGUCACGCAAACCAUCCUCAACUUCACCAACAUCAACUACAUCAUCCCGCACGUCGGCGGCGCAUUCCCGUCUGUCGCGGACCGCCUGUUGAAGUCGUUCCCCGCGAUCUACGACCGCACCCUGGCCGCUUUGCAGACGCGCUUCUACUGGGACUCCGCGGGCCCCACGUACUUCCAUCAGGUCGGUGGUCUUCUCGCAUACGACAUACCGGCAUCGCAGCUCUUGUUUGGCACAGAUUACCCGUACGCGCCGAUCUUCACGUAUGCGCCUUCGCUGGUAGGUAUUAAGACGUCGCGGUUCGUGGACGAUUCCGAGCGAGCAGGCAUCUUCUUUCGCAACGCGCAGAGGCUCUUUUGUGAUUGCGCCUUCUUGUAG
Alternaria incomplexa is the source of this 1113-nucleotide messenger RNA. RefSeq lists its product as uncharacterized. The coding region runs from base 1 to 1113 and encodes 370 amino acids. The transcript has 2 exons. Gene Ontology annotation, molecular function: hydrolase activity; carboxy-lyase activity. The record is from RefSeq and is a predicted model, not a curated record. Gene Ontology annotation, cellular component: cytosol; cytoplasm. NCBI's taxonomy places the organism in Eukaryota, Fungi, Ascomycota, Dothideomycetes, Pleosporales, Pleosporaceae. Gene Ontology annotation, biological process: secondary metabolic process.